This is a messenger RNA of Thyridium curvatum, 612 nucleotides long. RefSeq lists its product as uncharacterized. Lineage: Eukaryota; Fungi; Ascomycota; Sordariomycetes; Thyridiales; Thyridiaceae. The record is from RefSeq and is a predicted model, not a curated record. The transcript has a single exon. Bases 1 to 612 code for a protein of 203 amino acids.
AUGAAGCCGGACCCUUUGCAGACGCUACAAGCGUCCUCCUACUCCGCGCGCUCCACCAGCAGCCAGCAGCAGACAGUCCCAAUCGAAGAUGACACCACAGCGCCUCCGCCUCCGUAUGUCGAGAGCCGGCACGAGGAUGGCCGCUCGGCACAGGCCGCAAGGGCCCUAGCUGCAUCCCCGAGCGCGGGAGGGAGCAGGGCAAAUGCUCCCCGAAGCAGUCAUCCCGACUGGACGCCCAUCGAGCUCCAGGACAGAAUGUCUGCAGAGCCUGCCAGACGAACGAUGAGCUCGAGUACAUCAUCGGGCUACACAGCCCAGGACCCCAUGAUGAUGAAGGCGAGGGGACAGCCCACCAAGGACUACAGCGGAGAACCGGGGUGCUGCUUCUCAGACACGGGCGGUUGUUGCUUCUCCUCGACUGGCGGAUGCUGCUUCUCCUCGCAGGAGGCGUGCUGCUUCUCCACCACCAAGGGAUGCUGCUUCUCUUCGAGCGAGGGGUGCUGUUUCUCCGACAAUGGGGCGUGCUGUUGCAACAAGACGGGCGAUGCGGAGGCCGACCGAGAGUGGGAAAGGCGACUUGCGAAGAACAACCGAUGCAAUUCUCGCAGGUGA